This is a messenger RNA of Kazachstania africana CBS 2517, 957 nucleotides long. RefSeq lists its product as uncharacterized. The transcript has a single exon. Gene Ontology annotation, cellular component: plasma membrane; cell cortex; membrane raft. Lineage: Eukaryota; Fungi; Ascomycota; Saccharomycetes; Saccharomycetales; Saccharomycetaceae. The record is from RefSeq and is a predicted model, not a curated record. Bases 1 to 957 code for a protein of 318 amino acids. Gene Ontology annotation, biological process: cortical actin cytoskeleton organization; endocytosis; septin cytoskeleton organization.
AUGGAAUACAAAAAGUUAGUACAUAUUGUUAAUUUAUUAUUUUUACUAGGCGCUGGAUUAUUAUCUUGGUUUUUAAUAUUAUCAGGUGCGAGAGAAGGUGGAACGUUAAGAAAAUUCUAUUGGUUCCAAGCUGAGACUACGGGAUUCAAUGAUGCUCCAGACAGUACUAGAUGGUACAACUAUAAUUGGUGUGGUUGGGAUAAUGGUGUAGCUAACAGCUACCAUUGCUCGUCGAGAAGACCUGCAGAACCAUUUUCUCCUCGCGACAAUUUCGGUUCCAAUGACAUCAUGCCAAGUACCUUUUUGAAUAACAGAGAUACUUACUACUAUCUUUCAAGAGUUGCUUGGGCGAUGCUACUAAUUGGUCUUUUCUUCAUCAUGUUGGUCAUUAUCCCACAAAUUGUAAAUAUCUUCUUUAGUUCAAGAAUGAUAGGAUUUUCAGCAAUUGCCGUUGCUUUCAGCUGGGCUGCUUUAUUCUUCAUUCUAUUGGCAGCAUGUCUCUAUACUGGCUGCUAUGAAAAGGCAAGAAGAGCUUUUAAGCAUGAUGGUCGGUUUGCCAGAUUGGGAAAAAAUAAUUUUGCCUUUAUUUGGACUACAGUGUUCUUAUUGCUAGUCAGCUCAAUUUGGACAACCAUCGAUACUGCUCAUGUUGGUUACAGGUACGCAAAAGACGGAUUUAGUAAUAAUGCGAAUAAUGACACGAAUAAUUAUGAUAAUGCUUAUUACAACUCAUAUCCAAGGGCAGAAAAUGAUAAUAACGUGGUAAAUGAUCGUACUUCAUCAGAUAGUGAACCUAACGAACACACAAGCCCUGCUCAGCAACCCACUUUUUUCACCAAAAUGAGAACGAAAAAACACGUCAAAAAAGCAAAUGCAUCUGAACCAGAUGAACAGCAAGAAAGUCAAGAAAUUACUACCGUUGAGCAUGGUCCCCAAGGUGUCGUUACUGACGUCUAA